This is a messenger RNA of Drosophila busckii, 509 nucleotides long. RefSeq names its product heterogeneous nuclear ribonucleoprotein A2 homolog 1. Bases 57 to 464 code for a protein of 135 amino acids. The record is from RefSeq and is a predicted model, not a curated record. The transcript has 3 exons. NCBI's taxonomy places the organism in Eukaryota, Metazoa, Arthropoda, Insecta, Diptera, Drosophilidae.
AAAAAAAAUCAAUAAAAAAAUUUUGAAUAAAGGCAAGAAAUAGAAAAAAAAUCAAAAUGGAAUACGGCAAUGGUAAUGGUAAUGGACAGUAUCAAUCAAUGGAGAGCUAUGGCAUGUCUGCAGCUGAUGGACAGUGCCAGGAUAUGGGCAUGGGCGGCGGCAUGGGCCAGGACUACGGCGGUCAGUCCAGCUACGGCGGUCAAUCGGGCUACGGCGGUGGUGGCAUGUAUGAUGAUUCAAGGAAUUGUCAAAGUGGCUCCGCUGCCUUUGGUGGACCCGGCUAUCGCAGUCCACUGCGCUACAACAAAGUGAUGAAGGAAAUGAAUUCGCGCAAUGGACUAUACUCUCCCGAACAGCGCGCUGGACGUGGCAAUGGUGAUUACUACAAUUCGUUGCCUGGCAUUGGUGGUCACGAGGGUGCAAUGUAUCAGUCUCGCAAUAAUAAUAACCAAUCGUAUUACUAAGCACAAAUGUUGCAAAAUGAUAAAAAAAAUAUGAAUUAUAUAUAU